Molecule: messenger RNA, 896 nt
Organism: Gossypium raimondii (Peruvian cotton)
Lineage: Eukaryota; Viridiplantae; Streptophyta; Magnoliopsida; Malvales; Malvaceae
Product: CEN-like protein 2
Exons: 4
Coding region: 75-599 (174 amino acids)
Biological process (GO): negative regulation of flower development; vegetative to reproductive phase transition of meristem
Cellular component (GO): cytoplasm; nucleus
Source: RefSeq, a predicted model, not a curated record
AAUAAGAAGCCUUCCAAAAGCCAGAAAAAGAAAAGCAGCAGAUAAGCAUAUCCAGUGUUAUAUUAGUUUGUGGGAUGGCAAAACUGUCAGAUCCUCUUGUGUUGGGGAGAGUGAUUGGGGAUGUUAUUGAUGCCCUCUCCCCAUCUGUGAAAAUGUCAGUCACUUUCAACACCAACAAGCAGGUAUAUAAUGGCCAUGAAUUUUUUCCAUCUGCAGUUACUAACAAGCCUAAGGUUGAGGUUCAUGGAGGUGAUAUGAGAUCCUUUUUCACCCUGGUGAUGACAGACCCAGAUGUUCCUGGUCCUAGUGACCCUUACCUGAGGGAGCACUUACACUGGAUAGUGACAGAUAUCCCCGGCACAACAGAUGCCACAUUUGGAAGGGAAAUGGUGAACUACGAAAUGCCAAGGCCAAACAUAGGGAUCCACAGGUUUGUGUUCCUCCUCUUCAAGCAGAAAGGCAGGCAAACAGUGAGAAGCAUACCGUCAUCAAGGGAUCGUUUCUAUACCAGGAAGUUUGCAGAAGAAAACGAACUAGGGGUUCCUGUUGCAGCUGUCUAUUUCAAUGCUCAAAGGGAAACAGCUGCUAGAAGACGCUAAAACAUAAAGUGGUUCACCAAUGGAUCAAUGAUGUUUGCCCUAGAUCUGUUCAAAGUUCCAUUGUGCUUCCAGUAAAAUACAUGUAAUAGCAGUAGUAUACUAGUAGUUGUGCCAAAUGUGGCCAAGAAUAAGCUCUUGGUGGGGGACAUUUCUUAGGGAAUAUUUACCUCCAAAGCAGUAUCUCGCUGUUGUAGUAUAUUAUAUUAUAUAUAUCCUUUCAAGGUUUAGACUGCUAAACUACUUUGUAACUUAAGCUGUUUCGAAAUAUAUUUAAAAGAAAUGGUGUCUUCCGUUGUA